UGGGGUUGAGGGUCGGGGUUAAUUAGAAAAAGGAAAAAAAAAUCAGAAACUGGCCGAGGCCCGGCCCGGACCCGGUGGCAACCCGGGCCGGUCCCGGGCCUUCCCCCAACCACAAAAGGCCCGACCGGGCCUAGGCUCGGCCCGGGCCCGACCUGACCCGGCUCCAUGCCUAAUUCCAAAAGGAGAAGAUAAAAAAAUCUUCUACAUAACAUAAAAGUAACCGUAGAAACAAAAAUUAAAUGCAAAAACAAAUAAAAACAUAAAAUGUAAAUCAAUGCAAUUAUCCUAUUGAAUCUAUAAUUGAUUUAGUCCCACUGAAUUCUCUCUCUAGCUUCCUAGGGCUUUUCCGCCGCCACCUAGGGCUUUUCCGCCGCCACCUAGGGCUUUUCCUAGGGGACCUCUCUGAUCGCGGCACCGGUUGCUGAUUUUGCGUCUACCGUAGCUAUAAUGAGCGCGGUUGAUCGUCGUUUGUUUCCUGCUAGGUUUCUUUGAUUUGAAGUUCCGUCCGUCGCCGGUUAUGGAGGUGGGAGCAGGUUCAGAGUUUCUGGCAGAAGGUUAAAGCAAUAGUUUGGCAUGGAUAGCUUCGUGGACAAGUACAAGAAGAUGGCGAUUGGGGCAGAGGAAGAAGAACUGGAUCUAGAUGAAGCUGAUGUUGAGGUUGUGGUGGAUGAGCGGCGGGCGCGUCCCCCUCCUAAGCCGCCGCCAUGGAGUUCAAGCAAAUCUAGGGUUUGGAAGAAGAUGGGUGAACUCUGUUUUAAUUCUGUUUUAUUCAGUUUGUGUUUUUCUGUCGAAUUGCAUGUUGUUUUGGACGUGCCCCUUUUUCCUAGCAGAGUUAUUCUUGAAUUUAGGUUAGGUGAUGAGAAGUAUGGUUUGCCAGUCAUUGGCUCAGUUAAGCCCAUUACAGGAUCAACGAAUGUUAUUGCUUCUACAGAGGUGAUGAAUUCUUAGUCUGGUUCGAGAGCAGACGACAGACAAUAAGACUUUUCAUCAUUUUGUUUACUUCUUUUUCUUUGAUUGUACUAUCA
Molecule: messenger RNA, 1025 nt
Organism: Cuscuta epithymum
Lineage: Eukaryota; Viridiplantae; Streptophyta; Magnoliopsida; Solanales; Convolvulaceae
Source: the annotation of a GenBank genome assembly